This is a messenger RNA of Lactuca virosa, 1413 nucleotides long. The record is from the annotation of a GenBank genome assembly. NCBI's taxonomy places the organism in Eukaryota, Viridiplantae, Streptophyta, Magnoliopsida, Asterales, Asteraceae.
AUGGCGGAAACAGACCUGUACAAAACCAUGAUCAACAACCCACAACUCCCUCAAAACCCAAAUAAAUUCUACACCCAUUUCUUCUACAAAGCCGUCUUCGUAUCCAUCUUCCUCUUGCUUCUUCCCUUAUUCCCUUCUGAAGCCCCUGAUUUCAUCAAUCACACAAUAAACACCAGAAGUUGGGAGCUUCUGCAACUUCUAUUCGUCGGGAUUGCUGUCUCUUAUGGACUUUUCAGCAAACGGAACGAUGAACAACAACAACAACAGCAACAACAGGGGUCCGUUAAGUCCGAUAACGCUCAGUCGUAUGUGGCCAGAUUGCUUCAAGUCUCAUCGGUUUUUGAUGAUGAUUCUGAAACCCCAUCGGAGCCCAAUCAUAGUAAUAAUAAUAAGGUUCAGACAUGGAAUUCUCAGUAUUAUAGAGGCGAACCUAUCGUAGUUGUAGCGAAAGAGACCUCUCAGCAAGCGGCGGAUUCAUUAGCAACAGUUGAAAAGCCUCUGCUUCUACCUGUUCGUAGUUUGAAAAAUGGAGUUUCUGAAUCUUCUUCCAUGAUCGAUUUUAAGGUCGGGAGAUCUAACUCGAGGCGAUUUAAUAGAAAUUUGAGCAAAUUAAGCGGGGUGAGUCCGGAAUCGGAGGAGGAGAAUAUCGUUCUACAGUCACCGAUUCCAUGGAGAUCGAGAUCAGGGAGGAUGGAAAUCAAAGAGGAAUUUACUCAAACGCCUGAAAUUAUUAAUCCAAUCGACUCACCUUCUUCUUCUCGAUAUCAUUCUUCAGAUCCUCCAUCUCUCUCAUUGUCGUCUGAAAUCCAAUCAAAAUCGCUCCAAGAUGUUGGCCGGAAAAAAAUCCCCACCACCAAGUCAUCAUCUUUCUCACCAAUUCCUCCUCCGCCUCCGCCACCCCCACCUCCACCGUAUCACCGACGAGUGAACUUAACCAACACCCAAAACACAAGCGAUACGUAUUCACGUAAGGAGUUUAGAAGAAAUGCGAGAAGCUUCCCGAAUAAAUUCUCAGAGGAUACCCCAAUGGCAGCUAAAUCAAAUUCAUUUAGAACACCACGACAACAAACUGAAUUCGAUGAAUAUUUAUUACAUGAUAGUGAAAUCGAAAGGUUUUUAGAAAGAAGAGGGAGUCAGAAAAAGAAAUUCAUGGCGGAUGAUGAAGAGAAGAAAGAAUUCAUGGAAGCCGAGAAAGAUGUAGAAGAAGAGGAAAGCGAUGAGGAUGAGCUUCAAGAACUUGCUUCAAAAAAUGAUGGAGAAAUGGUGGGGAAUGAGCUUCAUGAUCAUGGUCCAGAUGUGGAUAAAAAAGCUGAUGAAUUCAUAGCGAAAUUCAGAGAGCAAAUUAGACUACAGAGAAUAGCUUCAAUUAGAAGAUCAACUACCCAAACAACACCUAAAAUUGGAGGAAGGUAA